Molecule: messenger RNA, 1128 nt
Organism: Penicillium manginii
Lineage: Eukaryota; Fungi; Ascomycota; Eurotiomycetes; Eurotiales; Aspergillaceae
Exons: 2
Coding region: 1-1128 (375 amino acids)
Biological process (GO): transmembrane transport; carbohydrate transport
Cellular component (GO): membrane
Molecular function (GO): carbohydrate:proton symporter activity
Source: RefSeq, a predicted model, not a curated record
AUGCGGGUUUUGGCCGGCGUAGGUGUGGGCACUGCACAAACAGCUGCUCCCUUGUUGGCAACAGAGAUCGCACAUCCGAGGCAAAGACAAACGGCUACAGCUCUAUACAAUGCGUGUUGGUGUAUGGGAUCGAUUGCAUCGGCGGGAAUCACAUUUGCGACGUUGUCAAUGUCGGGCAGCUGGUCCUGGCGGAUUCCUUGCUUUCUGCAGGCAAUGUACCCGCUUACUCAACUUAUCGGUCUCUUCAUUGUACCAGAGAGCCCGCGCUGGCUGAUAUCAAAGAGCAGAAAGGAUGAAGCUUUUGUGAUAUUGGCAAAGUAUCACGCAAAUGGUAGCAUGGACGAUGAACUGGUUCUGCACGAAUACGAGCAGAUUUGCAACACUAUACAUGCAGAGAACGCAACUCCUAGUCACUGGAGCUCCUUCUUUGCUAGUAAAGGAGAAUUCCAUCGCCUGGGAAUUUGUGUGCUGGUCGGACUCAUGCAAGAGUGGGCUGGAAAUGGUAUUAUCUCUUACUACCUGGCUCCUAUUUUGAACUCUGUUGGAAUCUCGCGAGCCUCGGACCAAGCUGCUGUCAACACAGGCUUGCAGGUAUGGAACUUGAUCCUCUCUUCUGCAGGAGCGGUGGCCUCCGAGAAGUACGGCAGACGCUUCAUGUGGCUGCUUGGCACGGCUAUAAUGUUGCUCUUCUUGUCCGGAACCACCAUUGUUUCCGGAAUGUUUAUGGAGAUGAACAUCAAUGCUGCAGGACUGGCUAUGGUACCGAUGCUAUUCCUGUUCUUCAGUGGAUUUGAUCUCGCCUACUCGCCUCUUUUCAUCGCGUACCCGGCCGAGAUUCUUCCAUUCCAGCUUCGCGCCAAAGGCAUGGCAGUGACGUUGAUGACGGACGCCGCGGCCUGCUUUUUCAACCAGUAUGUUAACCCGGUGGCAUUUAUGGCACUGCGGUGGAAGUACUAUAUUGUGUAUGUGGGAUGUCUGGUUUUCUUUUUGACCAUGGUGUAUUUCUUCUUCCCAGAGACAAAGGGUCGUUCUCUUGAGGAGGUGGCGAAGAUCUUUGAUCGUGAUUGCAAGCCUACUACCACCGUGGAGGAGAUUGACGGGAAGAGCAGUGAGGAUGAGAAAAACUGA